UGGUCCAUAGUUCAGGUGUGGCCACAAUGCGAGCUGAUAUUCCUGAUGUUCAUGUACUACUUCACUGAACAAGAAAAGUAAACACAACACUUGUUUUUGGGCCCAGUUUUCAUAAGCUAACCCCAAAGAAAUAAGCCUCUUUGUGUACACAAAAGGCCCAUUUCUCUCAAAUAUUGUUCAUAAAUCAAAAUUUGUGUAGGUGGGCACUUCUCCCUUGCUGAGACAACUAACUACAAUGAAACAGCACACUCUAAAGUGUGCAGUUUUUACUACAUUCAAGUGCCUUUAUGGGAAACAUUUAUUGGAUCCUAGUUGUGUGCCAAAUUAUGAAUGAAAACUAGUGUUACAACUUUAUAACAAGUCUUUGAGCAUUUACAGUAUUCAAUAUCCUUUAUAUCCAACAGGUCUAUACAGAAGUACCCGUGCGUGUGCGUGUGUGUGUCUCCCCCAACAGGUCUAUACAGAAGUACCCGUGUGUGUGCGUGUGUGUUUCUCCCCCCCCCCCCCAAUUCUCCCAUCACUACCAGGAUAACUUUGGCAUAAAAGGAGGAUAACUAUAUUUUACUAGUGAGGCAAAAUUCUGCACUAGUUGAAAUUUCUUCACUACUCAUGGUAUUUGUGAAAUAAAACUCUAGUAGUUAUCUGGCACUUCACUGGAAGGGCUACCCAUGUGUGGAUGUCAAUUACUGCACAGUUUUGCUUCACUAGUACUUGUAGCGUUCCUACCAGUAUGCCACAGGUGUCCUUGCUCAAAGAGCAUACUAGUAGAUGGGCCUUAAAGCUCCACUGUUAUGCCUGUAAACGUUCUAAAAUAGAUAUUGUAAUGAAAAAUACAUAUAACUUCAUUCACUUCAAUCUCAUCCGUGCGCAAAGUUGAGGAAGUCUCAUUCGACAGCCAAGUGUUAGCCAUAUUCACUGCAACGUCAUCAGCAGAUGUUACAGCUGGACAUUCGCCAUUGAAAACACGUAGUGGAAACUUGCUAUGGGACACGGAAGCUCUUUUCGAAGAGAACAUCUUACAAUCGUGUGAAAUGACCUGGGCAAUAUUACCCCAUCAUUUUGAGCCAUAUUUUAAUGAUAUGCAGAUCACUUCUAAAUAACAACAGACACCCCGGCAGUAUGAAGCGUACUCAGUAGGACCCAUGCCGGGCGGGCAGGAGAGCUCCUUUCUCCUCCCGCACUCUGCCAAACCACCUCUUACUCGGGGCCAGCGUAGAAGCCAUCACGGCGAGCAAUCAGUCACUGGCGGCGAGCCAUGGCGAGCGAGCUGAUGCGGAAUCCGUCACCGGGGAGCCGACGCGUGAAGUGGGGUGCCCAGACACCGGUGGCCAGGUUGGGGAGAGCCCGGCCAAAGCACCUCCCCGCCCGAUUCACCUCCACGUUGGGGCUAACGCCGGCACGACCUUGCGUUAUCCACAAGGCCAGCUCUGCCUAGUCGACAUCCAUCGAGGACGUCGACACAUUUAGCACCCCUGAAUUACGUAUGCGGAUCUUAUGUUACGUUAUGAGAGGUUUAUACUCCCCACCCCAUUGUUUUUUUUUUUUUUUUAGUAGCUGUAUACACAGCUACCUGUCAUUUGGAACCCACAAAGCUCUUGUCCUUUGCAACUGUGCAAUCCAUUUUUCAUUACAAACUGGGUCUUUUUUUUUUUUUUUUUAGAAGUAUGAAAAGUAAAUCCAUCCUCCCAAGUGUUCGAACAAUAUCCAGCUGUACAGAGCCAGCAUUUUGGUACCUUGCUACCUUCUAGCAAGUAAAACUAGCAUGAACAGACGAGCCAGCCUGAUUGCACUGUUGCUGUAACGUCACUUCCUGCUCUUUCUCAAAAACAAAUCCCUCGAGGGGAUUUUCAUGGCGGGAGUGUCAAAAAGCUAUAUACAUCAAAAUCAUGUUUUGUGGUGAAAAAACAGAUGGGUCCAUUUCCGGCUGCCUUUUUUUCAUUAAUAACAUCCUAAAAAUCAUGCAUUUCAUGACAUUUGACCUUUAAGCUAGGUAUCAAGCAUAGCUAUCAAAUUCUCAAAUGGCUUCAUAUUAAGACAUUUGUGGAAUUAUUCAUUGAACACUAGUUUUUCUUCCAUAAUUCAGCGCCCUAGUUUUUCAUUGUAAUUCAACGCAAUAUUAAGAUAUCGAGGAAAAAGGCUGUUCUAUUCACACUGCGGGAAUAAAUGAAAUUCUUAUCUAUGCAGGAUUUCAAAGCACUUCAUUGAAACAUAAGAUUUAAAUGGGUAGCUGUAUGAAAAUAUGUCCUUCUCGCCUUGCUUGUAACGUUUUGCACUUAGUAAAUGACCUUUGACUUUGUGGGAUAAUGUUUUGUAAUACCUCUUUGGGUUUAAGAUGAUGCCAUAACUCAUUGUUACAUUGAUAUCAACUUGAUAGUGUACUUAUGGAAUACAGUAUUUACUAAUGGAUACAAGCAUAUACUGCAGAAACACACUAACAUCACACAUUCUUCGUGAUUGUAGUACUUUUGCAGGGCAUAUUUGAAAAGCAAUCUGAGAUCGUAUGAAAUUAACAAUGCUAUAUGAAGCUUUGUUUUUAUAAGGUUUUAGGCAGAACAUUCUGCCCCAACCAGAAGUUCUGGAUGCAUGACGUCCCUUGAUUGUCCAAGUCAGAUAAGGACACGUUCCUAGCACUACACUAUCAUGCACACAACUUGUCGACCAGCCUUUAGCUGUGCUUUAUGGAUGGCCUUUUGCCAUAAUACCUUUUCUACCCUGAUUCCUUUUUUUCCGCCAACUAGCCUCUAACAGACUGGAGAAGAAAAGUAAAAGCUUGUGACACUGGACAUUUUAUAGUGGAAAAUCGUAAGGAGGUAAAGAAAUAGUUGCUGGAAGACCGGGCAGCCAAGGAAAUCAUCAUCAUAUCUUAAAUGGAUUAACCCUAUUGUCUUGCUGCCCCGAUACACUAUGAAGAGAAAUAACUCGUCAAAAUGUUUUGUCACAGAGCGAGAGUGGGGGUCUUCAAGCAAGGCUUCCUGCAUCGAACUCCUCCAAAAGUCGUAUGUCAGAUAUGCCGUUAAGAGGCUCUUCUCUGGCACCCUCCAACUACCCAGGCUGUCGUGCAGACCUUCCGUGCUGGAUAGACGUGAGGACUUGUUGUCUGAUUCCUCUUCCGGAUCUCCAGGGGCCCUUUGGACUCUGACCAGUUGCAUCUCCAAAGCCUUCUUUGAUGUGGAGAAUGGCUUGUCAGUGGGCCGCAGUCCCUUGGACGCUCAGGCCAGCCCGAGCUCCGGUGGUCUGGUCCUGCAGGCCAACUUUCCUCACAGCCAGCGGCGGGAGUCGUUCCUCUACCGCUCGGACUCGGACUUUGACCUCUCGCCCAAAGGUCCUUUGAAAAACGCCUCCACUGCGAGUGACCUACACACAGAAGACAUGAUUGUCACACCAUUUGCACAGGUCCUUGCCAGCCUGAGGACGGUCCGGAGUAACUUUGCCGUCAUAACUGGCCAGCAAGAUCGGCCAGCCAGCAAGACCCGAUCGUCUGGCAGCAACCCACCGUCCAUGUGCAAUACCAGUCUGGCAGAGGAGCCUCACCAGCAGCUGGCCAUUGAGACUCUGGACGAGCUGGACUGGUGUCUGGAGCAACUGGAGACCCUGAAAACCCGACACUCGGUCAGCGAGAUGGCCUCCAACAAGUUCAAGAGGAUGUUGAACCGAGAACUCACCCAGCUGUCCGAGACCAGCCGCUCAGGGAACCAAGUCUCGGAGUUCAUCUCAAGUACCUUCCUAGAGAAACAACAUGACAUGGACAUCAUGGCUCCCCCCACUAAGGAGGAGAAGAAAAAGCGACCUAUGUCCCAAAUCAGCGGAGUGAAGAAGCCUACACACAGCCCCAGCCUGGCACCGUCCACCAUCCCUCGCUUUGGGGUCAACACCACCCAGGAAAGUCAUCUAGCUAAGGAAUUGGAGGACAUUAAUAGAUGGGGAAUUGACGUCUUUAAAGUCGCUGAGCACUCUGGGAAUCGUCCACUCACAGUCACCAUGUACACUAUCUUCCAGGAGCGGGACCUGCUCAAGUCUUUCAAGAUUCCAGUUGACACUUUCAUUACCUUCAUGAUGACUUUGGAGGAUCACUACCAUGCAGACGUGGCGUAUCACAACAACAUCCACGCUGCCGACGUCGUCCAGUCUACUCACGUGCUGCUUUCGACACCUGCACUGGAGGCCGUGUUCACCGAUCUGGAAAUCCUCGCCGCUCUCUUUGCCAGUGCCAUCCAUGAUGUGGAUCACCCUGGUGUUUCUAAUCAGUUUCUCAUCAACACGAAUUCUGAGCUGGCGUUGAUGUACAAUGACUCAUCGGUGCUGGAGAAUCACCACCUGGCUGUCGGCUUUAAGCUUCUGCAAGAGGACAACUGUGACAUCUUUCAAAACCUCAGCAAGAAACAGAGGCACUCACUGCGCAAAUUAGUCAUUGACAUGGUGCUAGCCACUGAUAUGUCCAAGCAUAUGAACCUACUGGCAGACCUAAAAACCAUGGUGGAGACCAAGAAAGUCACCAGUUUAGGUGUUUUGCUUCUGGACAAUUACUCUGACCGCAUUCAGGUCCUUCAGAACAUGGUCCACUGUGCCGACCUGAGUAACCCCACCAAGCCACUUGAGUUGUACCGGCAGUGGACCGAUCGAAUCAUGGUGGAGUUCUUCACCCAAGGGGACAGGGAGCGGGACAAGGGCAUGGAGAUCAGCCCCAUGUGUGACAAACACAAUGCCUCCAUUGAGAAGAGCCAGGUGGGUUUCAUUGAUUACAUCGUCCAUCCUCUUUGGGAAACCUGGGCCGACCUCGUUCAUCCGGAUGCGCAGGAGAUCCUGGACACCUUGGAGGAUAACAGAGAGUGGUACCAGAGCAUGAUCCCCCGCAGUCCUUCACCAAAUCCCGAUGGCCCAGAAGGAGGGCGCGCCACUGGAGAAGCUUCGGGGUUUUGUGCAGGCACAGCAUCCGCUGACAAGUUCCAGUUUGAGCUGACCUUGGAGGAGGAAGAGGGAGAAUCUGAUGCGGACAGCCUGCCAGAUGAAGAGGAGGGCAGUCAAGGAACUGAAGCAUCUAGAACUGAUCCUGCCAAAGGAUUUGAUGCCAUAUCUGCUGACCUACUCCCUAAACCCAUUGUUGCUGAGGCAACAAGGACGUUUUCCGCUCACUCCGAUAAAGACAUGGCAGUAGAAAGAGCAACAGACACGGGAUCAGACAUCAGACUGGACACAUAGCAACCAUCCAGAGUUUCAGCUUCACCUUCAGCCUUUUUUUUUGUUUUUUGUUCUUCUUCUUCAUUUCAGUGCCUCAUCCGUCGUCACGCUGCCUCUCCUCGUCCGCACAAACUUCACCUUUAUUUCCGCAGGUAGGGUGACAGCACGCCUCUGGAUGAGGAGCACUUGGGUGCAGCUGUGAACCAGGUCUGCAGCUGAAGCAGGCACUUGCACUAAAGACAGACUGAGAGACUGAGUCCGUGAGAGGACAGGAAUUUGGGUUUCUGACUGUUUCUUUCUGUUCUGUCAGUCAGACACUGUGGCUAUUCUACAGAGACCAUGUGAAAAGAAACACUUGCCAGAUUAGGUUCCACCACUAAUGAAUUGUCUUCCUCGUUGUAGUUUUUAAGUAAACAUGGUGAGGAAGCGGUGAAUGGCGUGCAAAACCAACUUGAACUUGGCUGAGGAUACUUGAAGAGUUUUUGCCUCUCUUUCAAGGUUGAUUCUUAAAUUGUGACAAACGAUAGGGAAGUUUACCUAUAGCAAGACAUUUUGCCAAACUAGCAACUUAUUUCUUUUGCCUGCCUUUGAAGUCUUUGCUCUAUAAUGUUUUCUUUUAAUGAAAAUCACUGUCAAACCUGUGCCAGCAAAAUGCACAGUGUAGGAAAUCUGAUAUUUACAAGACAUUUUGAGUGACACCUGUCAUUUCUUGUGUGCAUACCUCGCCCUCACCAGCCAGUCAUUGUAAGAAGAUUCAAAUGAAAGAGUAAAAACAGUCAAAAAUUACCCAGUCUUUUGACAUUGUCCCUUGCCUCCGGCUCGUUACCGCCAUUUCUGUAUUUCUCAGCGGCAAACUGUGCAUGUGGUACCUGGGCCUUCAAUGACUUUUCCCACUUAAUCCACCACUAUAACGCCGCAAUUAUAGAAGCCAUCAAGGUGAUACAAAUAUGCAACGUAACAGCACACACCUGCGCCACAUACUGUACGUUAUUUGGAGCGGUUCGGAAUCAAUAUGAAAAAACUGACAAAAACUACAAUGUAAAUGGAGAGAUCCUGGUUAAAUGUGACUUUGUUGAGAUAGUUGAAGUUAGCUGUAGCACGUUUUGCUCUGACCAACCAUGUGGCCCUCGCAGGAUGAAUUUGAAAUCUGAAAAAAAAAAAGUACCUCACAAAGAUCAUUUAGGUUACGACAACCAGCACUACUUAUUCUGAAGGCGCUGGUCAGAUCUGGGAUAAACAUGGCAACCCAAAGAGGCUGAAAUCUGUUUGGAUGAGAAAAAAAAAAUCUAACAUGCAAUACAUGUACUGUAAGCAGUGCAGCCAGGAGAAACCCGCUCUUGCUAUCUUGAAACUACUGUAAGAAUGAACUUGUUUCAAUAGCUAAAGAGUAACAGCCGCAACAUUGUGCUCUGUGUGCAAGGUUUCCCCCUGCUGUUGAGAAGUAGUCCUUCAUCUCUGGUAGCAAAUUUGCAUGGCCUGCAUGGGAAAUUCAAAGUUGGCUCAACUGUCGAUUCUUCUGUCCAAAAAUAUCAGCAAAGUUUUUUCUUUGUUACUAUUUAAACUUGUUUGAUUUUUUUUUUUUUUUUUAUUUAAAGUCACUUGUUUGUGUGGUUGAUAUGUACACACCCAGAUUUAUCAGUUUGCCUUCAAGUUGAGCACUUUAGAUUUGUUGUUUUUUCGCGGUUAAUAGCCCUUGUUUUAAUUUAGAAGGGCUUCACUUCAAUCCACAAAGACAUGGAUGGAGGCUUUUGACUGAAAUGCUCCCUGCAUAAAAAGAACGCUACAUUCUAUUGGCCCACUGUCAUUAGUUUAAAGCAACGGUGCAUUUAUAAACUGAAAAAGUGUUUUCACAAUGAGCAGGAUGCCUCUUUGUAACUGUUUUUUAAAAAAGAAAAAAAAUGGAGGCUUUUCCCCUCUUGUUAAUCAAUAUUUUGCUCUUCAUCACAUAAGUCAAUGACAAAACAAGUGCCACGCCAACAUAACACGACCCAUACUGUAGUUUCCAUUUUGCCACAGGCGACUUUCCACCAGCGCCAAACGGAUAGAGUUGGUUGAUUGUAGCACCUCGUGUGCCAAUCGAACCCCAGCGUCUGUCCCAACUCGUAUUCAAACUGUAACUGAUAUUGUCUUAAAGCAAUGACGUGUUUUUUCUAUGUAAGAGCGAAUGACCGGAUGGAAUUUUUUUUUUUUUUGCUAAUAAAAGCCAAAGCACUUUGUAUAGUACAAUUGUGUUCCUCCACUAUGUGUAUAAUGUGACAGUUUUGUGGGCUGUAGAGUGGCAUUGACAGGCUGUGCCACGACAGCUGUUAAAGAUUGGACUUUGGGAUGGAAGUCUCAUAUUUUUUUCUGUAUUUGAUGCUCAAGUUUGACUACAAGAUACAAACAGCGUAAAGACCACUCUAGAGUUGUGUUUUAGCACAAAUCACUCCCAUUUUAAUGUGUCAAUUUGUCAUGUUUCUUUCAGUUUUUUUUCUUUUUUUCAUGCUGUAAUUUCACACCUGGGAUUUUCUUUCCUUUUUUUGGGGGGGGGGGGGUAGAUAUAUUCAGCGAGAUACUGGAGGAAACCGUGCAAUGCUUUUUGUCACCGUUCACAGCACAAGCAAAACAGGAUGCCUUGAAAACCGAAGGUCUAUCGAACAGCAUCUUAACCAGCACAACACACACAAGUGUGUGUUUUAUCUUGUACAAUUUCCUCACGUUGCUCCGUGUACAGUUUAUUUAUUAUUUCCACACUACCUAUGAGACAUAGGAAAAGUAGACUUUGUUGGCCUAAGGUUUAGAUCUCAUUUGUUGUAUGAUUUGUCAGAAGGACUUAAGGGGAACGGUUUCAAUGUUACUCUUCUUUUUCCCCUCCUCUAUACUGUUUGUGUCUGCAAAUAACGUAAAUAAGCAAAGUUACACAUUUCCACGUUUUGUCGGUAUGAAAAUAGUUGAGUGGCAGAUUUCCCUCAGGGUUUUCUGAAACAUUUUCUCCUCUUACUGUCUUCCUCUGUUGUCAUGAAGGCUCUUCCAGAAUCGUGUUCAUCCACAGUGAAGAUUGUGGUAUGAUAUUGUCAUCUAUGGUUCAGGAAUGAUUACCACAGCUUUGACAAUCUCUCUUUCAUUUAACUGCGGGUGUUUGUGCCCUCCUUCCAACUACAACUGUAUGCCUUGCCAAUAAAAAGAAAAAAAAUUCA
Molecule: messenger RNA, 8351 nt
Organism: Syngnathoides biaculeatus (alligator pipefish)
Lineage: Eukaryota; Metazoa; Chordata; Actinopteri; Syngnathiformes; Syngnathidae
Gene: pde4ca
Product: phosphodiesterase 4C, cAMP-specific a
Exons: 16
Coding region: 2905-5196 (763 amino acids)
Biological process (GO): signal transduction
Cellular component (GO): nucleus; cytosol; perinuclear region of cytoplasm
Molecular function (GO): 3',5'-cyclic-AMP phosphodiesterase activity
Source: RefSeq, a predicted model, not a curated record